Molecule: messenger RNA, 827 nt
Organism: Fomitiporia mediterranea MF3/22
Lineage: Eukaryota; Fungi; Basidiomycota; Agaricomycetes; Hymenochaetales; Hymenochaetaceae
Product: Yip1-domain-containing protein
Exons: 8
Coding region: 208-783 (191 amino acids)
Biological process (GO): endoplasmic reticulum to Golgi vesicle-mediated transport
Cellular component (GO): membrane; trans-Golgi network
Source: RefSeq, a predicted model, not a curated record
GGUGGUGAACCUAUCGUUUCGCCUGUUGGGAAGGGGAAGGGUCGGGCCCAAUUAUCUCAAAACCAAUCGCAAUCUCAGUCUCAGUCACAACCUUCAAAUCAACAAGGGAAUUCUUCUGGUUCGGCUGUGCAGGGUUUGUCAGGGAACAUUGGUUCCGGAGGCGGAGCGAGUGGUGCUGGUGGUGCGGGAGGACAGGGGUCGAGAAGGAUGGUUGGUGGUGUGAGGGUUGAGACGAGAUAUACAGGAGAAGCAACGCUAGACGAACCUGUUACAGCUACCAUCGCACGAGACCUCCACUCCAUAUCAAUCAAACUGGUCCAGGUCCUCUAUCCACGAAGAUCUGGCGCUGGUCGGGAAGUACUAAGAGACUGGGACUUAUGGGGUCCCUUGAUACUGUGUUUGCUUUUGGGAAUACUACUUAGCUUAAGUGCACCAGCUGAACAAUCCCUCGGAGUGUUCACUGCUGUCGUCGUCUUGAUUUGUUUAGGAUCAGUCGUUGUGACUAUUCAAGCAAAGCUUCUCGGUGGACGAGUAUCAUUCUUCCAAGCCUUGUGUGUCCUAGGCUACUGCGUCGCACCACUCGACAUCGCAGCGCUCGUGUCGUAUUUCGUGCAUAUUAUCUGGGUACGCAUACCCCUUUCCUUGGGCGCGUGGGCUUGGUGUAUUUGGGCCUCUGUCAACUUCCUUGACGGAACGAAAAUCGAACAACAGCGAAUUUUGCUUGCGGUAUACCCUCUUCUUCUCUUCUACUUCAUUCUGGCAUGGAUGAUACUCAUUCAGUGAAGUCGUAGCCAUGUUCUUAUCUAUGCAUGAUUGUGCAAUAUAUA